Nipponia nippon (crested ibis) is the source of this 2793-nucleotide messenger RNA. The record is from RefSeq and is a predicted model, not a curated record. NCBI's taxonomy places the organism in Eukaryota, Metazoa, Chordata, Aves, Pelecaniformes, Threskiornithidae.
AUGGCCCCCGCAGCACCCAUCCUGCCCCCCAGGGACGGCAGCCCCGGCACCUCCAGCCCCAGCCGCUGGUGUGGGCCAGACCCCCCCGGCACCCAGCACCGCGGGGUGAGGCGCUCCCUCCGGCAGGCCCGGGGAGGGCACAUGGAGGGGGGCUCUCCUGCUGAGACGCGGCGGGCGCCGCGGCCUCCCAAGCAGCACGGCCAAGCUCCCACCCCAAAGGAGCGCCCCGAGGCCACCCGCGGCCCCCACGCCAUCCUGGAGAGCAAGGUGAAGGCACUGAAGGAGAAGCGGGGGGCCGGCCGGCCGGGGACCCCCGUGGCCGCCCCCGAGCACCCCUCGCCCAAGAAGCCCCGGUCCCGGCGGGGGAAGCCGGGGAUGGACGUGGGAGCAGUGGAGCCCCGGACUCAGCUCCGCACCUACCUGACGGACGGGCUGCUGCCCGGCGGGGAGCCUGUGGCCGGCGGCCCCCUGGCACCCCACGCCGGCACCCCAGGGCUCUGGCGGGUGCCGGCAGCCAUGGGAGAUGUGCCGGCAGGCACCGAGCUCCCCCGGGACGAGGGCGGCGGGUCCCAGGGCUCUGCCUCCCCCCAUGAGGCACCCCCCUUGGAAGAAGAGGCACGAACCCCGCCGCGGGACCAGGGGGGUCCCUCUGCAUCCCCCACCACAGCGGAGGGCUGGGAGAGGCUCUCCCUGGCCGAGCGGGUGGUGAGGAACCGGCGGCUGCUGCAGGAGGUGCUGGGCCUCGCCGCGGCUGAGGUGCCAGCGAGUGACGGGGACUGGGACUCGGGGGUCUCGCUGCAGGACGCCGAGGGCUGCAGGGCCUUUGUCCCUGGGCAGGAGCUCGAGCUGAGCCCGCGGCACGAGCAAGCCAAGCAGCUGCUGCAGCGCGCCCGCAUGAAGGCUCGGACGAACCCCCUGCGCGCCAGCCACGACAUCCUCCUCCUCCCCGCUGCCGCUGCCCCGCGCCCCAGGGAGCCCAGCGGGAGGCCGAGCAUUGCCCCGCGGGACGGCGGGAGCCUGAGCGACUCGUCGAGCGGGGAGUCGAGCUGCGGGCAGCAAAGACGGCCCCGGGGACCCUCCCCGUCCCGCGUCCGCUUCGAGGACGAGUCGGCCCGCGACGCCGAGGUGCGCUACCUGGAGCGGCUGGCGCUGCGGGCCCGGACGCUGGGCCCCCGGGGGUCCCCACUGUGGAUCCUUCCCUCCCGACAGCGCAUCCACACCGAGACGAUCAAGGAGACAUACAUCGGGAACGUCACCUACAUCGAUGAGGUGGACUCGGCCCUGGAGAGCACCGACACCUCUGAUGGCUGCCGGACAGACAGCGAGGAGGCAGGACCCCGCAGCCCCCACCCACGGGGGCACCGGGACCCCCGGGCUCGUGGGCAUAGGGCCCCCCGUGCUGGCCCACAGCCGGAGCCAAGGGCUGGGAAGGGAACGUGUGCUGCCAGUGGUGGCCCCUGCGCAGGGGACGGGGGCUCGGGUGGCACCACGAGCCGGCUGGGGGCUGCUUGCCCCCCGCUGCUGGAGAGAGCCGGCAGCCAGGAGGAGGGGGACCCCCGACAGCAUCUGGGGGACAGCGAGGGGGGGGGGAAAGCUGCUUGUCCCCUGCAGCAGCCCAGUGAGCCCCCAGACCCCUCCUCACAGCCGGGGGCUGGCACCCCAGUGCUGGGCACCCAUCUCCCUGCUCCCCCCACCACCAAAAAGGCCUGCUCCCAGGUGCCUUGCAGGAAAGUCCUCUUCUCUAGUGGCAGCCGCCGGGCAUCGAGCCAAGGAGCCCGGGGCCCAGAGCCUGAUGGUGGGAGUGCUGCGCCCCCCCAGCCCGGGGGCACGGCAGGGCCGGGGGAGCAGCGGGGUCCCUGCAGCCCCAGGUGGCUCCCGGGGAGCCCCCUCCAUGCCUUGUCCACCAACAACUGCAACAACAACCGCGGGCAGGACAGGCAGGACCCUCCAGGGAUGGGCAGAGGAGGCUACUCGUCUUCCCGGGGAAGCUGCCGGGACGCCCGGAGCACAGCAGCAGCGGCGGCACCCGUCCGGGAGCACGGCACAGGGGUGAGCGAGAGCGAGGGGCCUCUGGCAGCCUGCGCUGCGCGGGAGCCGGUGCAGCCGGCGAGCCGCAAGGGCAGCAGCGCUUCGGCGUCGGGGCUGAAGAAGCUCCUGUGCAGCCUGAGCCAGAGCACCAAGCAGCGCCUGGGCCGCUUCCGCUGCUACAGCAUGGAGCAGCUCCCGGCCCCUGGUGGCACCCCCCCAGACGGCCCCGGCAUGAAGAAGUCUCCCUCCCUGCAGUCCCUGCGGCUGGUGUCACCAUCACCCUUCUGCCAGCCCCGAAAAGCCGCCUCCGUUCAGAGCCUGCACUCCCUCCUGGGCAAGGCACCCCGUGCCAGCGCCUACCUCCUGCCCCAGACCACGGCCGACAGGAAGGGGGGCUCGGGGCCGCGGCGCUCGCUGAGCGUGGAGGACAUUGGGGUGCCUGGCCGGCUGCACGCGGUGGGGCGCAUGGUGGAGGUCUUCCCUGACGGCACCAGCCAGCUGGAGCUGCAGCGACCCCCCCACGGCGCCUUCGGGUUUUGUGUCACCUCCGGACAUGGCCGGCCCGACACAGGCGUCUACGUGCAGGAGAUGGCGGACGCCGGCACAGCCAAGCUCUACGCGGGGCUCCUGGGCGUGGGGGACAAGAUCCUGCAGGUCAACGGGGCAGCCGUCUCGGGGCUGGGGCUGGCCCGCAUCCGUGAGCUGCUGCUGCGGGCGGACACCCUGUCCCUGCGCGUGCUCAGGCACCGCCCAGCGCCCCGGUAG